This is a messenger RNA of Chrysemys picta bellii (western painted turtle), 6095 nucleotides long. Lineage: Eukaryota; Metazoa; Chordata; Testudines; Emydidae. The record is from RefSeq and is a predicted model, not a curated record.
GUGCAGUGCUGCAGGCUAUAUGGGCUGGCCAGGGACCAAAUGCUUUGAUUAAACAUUAAACUUAAGGAAACUGGUGGAGGCACGUGUUCUAAAGUAGACGGGCGUUUGUAAAGUGUCCUUGACAAUAAAUUUGAAUAUCUGAGGCCAUUGUAGUCUUUGCUUUGUUCUAACUCGUGGUUGGGAGAACUGAGGCAAAGCAGCAACGCAGACUGAGAGCUGAGGAGUCUGAACAUGAAGAGAGGCCAUGAAUUGAAUGGGCCAUGGAGACUGAGCUGUACCCUCCUACUUUCUGCAGUGGUGGUCUCUCCAGAUCAGAACAGAAGCAUGUUGGCAGAAGAAUUUAAUAUAAGUUGCAGAUAUGCAGGAGUUUUCCAUGUUGAGAAAAAUCGUCGCUACAGUCUCACACGAGAUGAGGCAGUUGAACUCUGCAAAGCUCUCAAUAGUACCCUGCCAACAAUGGACCAGAUGAAGAAUGCUCACAGAUUAGGAUUUGAAACUUGCAGGUAUGGUUUCAUAGAAGACAAAAUUGUAAUUCCACGAAUCAAGCCAUAUUCUCUUUGUGCAGCAAAUAACACUGGAAUUUACAUACUCGUUUCAAAUAUAACAGACCGGUAUGAUACAUAUUGUUAUAAUGCGUCAGAAACCAGGGGAAAGGCAUGUGAACCAAUCACAAGACUAGAUGUUUCUGGGCAUGAUAAUACAAGUCAAAUAGGUAAUGUAUUGCUCAUAGAUAAUGAAGAUGGCUCACGUUACACUGAUGGUGUGAAACACACUGACCCAACUCCAGUUACAGAUGAUAACCAUGUGAGUAGUGGGUCAAUACAUGACGGAGAUGCAACGAACCCCAACAUCAUCGGAACUCGCAUGCCUGGUACCCCAUAUUAUGAAGAGAUAACCCCAGAUGCACUGUCAACAGAUUAUUCUUCUGGGUCUGGCAGAAAGGAAGAUCAUCCCACAAGUACCAAUGAUAUUGCAACACCCUUCGAUGACAAGCGGGGUGAAGAUUCAACUAUGAUUUCACUGAUAACUGAUGGUGUUCCUGGAAAAGAUCAUCCUAGCAAAGGACAGCAUCCCACAAGUACUACUGUCAACCCGCAUCAUGGUGCACAUGAGGAAACUUCCACCCAACAUGAGGGGAAUCCGUCCCCUGACAUUUGGUGGGGGUCCACUACAGAUCACAAGGAGCAGCAUCGAACCACAGCAACUAAGGAUAAGGAUUCACAAGAAUAUGAAACAGAUGAUGAAGAUUUACUGCAAGAUCCAUUACACUCUGGAUGGGACACAAAUGAUGACAUGGAACAGCACCCUCCAGUUACCAAUGUGGAUUCCCAUGGUGAUUCCAAGCCUAUAGAAUCAACCCAAGAUCCUUUGUUGCAUAAUGUUUAUCUUGGCAUGGACAAAGAUGAGGACAAGUAUCCCACAAACACUACUGUGGAUAGUGUGAAGCCAGCACAUUUCCCUGCAAAGGAAAGAGAUCAUUCUUCUUCAAGUAUGACUGUGAAUAAUGAAAUAGGACGCAACACAUAUACUCCUACAGCAGUUGUGGUCUCCAAUGAAGGUGCCAAAAAUGAAGACACAACCCAAGAUCCUUUGUUGCAUAAUGUUUAUUUUGGAGUGGAGAAAGAUGAGGACAAGUAUCCCACAAACACUACUGUGGAUAGUGUGAAGCCUGCACAUUUCCCUGCAAAGGAAAGAGAUCAUUCUUCUUCAAGUAUGACUGUGAAUAAUGAAAUAGGACGCAACACAUAUACUCCUACAGUCGUGGUCUCCACUGAAGGUGGCAAAAAUGAAGACCCAACCCAAGAUCCACUGCUGAAUGGGGCUCAUCUUGGAUGGAGUGAUAAAGUCAAGUAUUCCACAAAUACUACUAGAGAUGAUGUACUACCUGGAGUUAUUCCUUCACGUGGAAGUGAACAUUCAACUACAGCUAUGGUCUCCAGUGUUGGGACCAAACAUGAAGACUCAACCCAAGAUCCACUAUUGCAUACUGUUCAUCCUGGUUGGGGCAAUGCAGACAAGUAUCCCACGAAUGUCACUAGGGAUGAUGUGCUGACUGGAAUUAUUCCUCCAAGUGAAAAAGAUCAGGAAAAGGAAUCAUCUCAGACAGCUGUUACCUCCAAUGAUGGUGCCAUAUAUGAAGACUCAAUCCAUGAUUCACUGCCUCCAGAUAAUCAACCAGGAUGGGGCAGUGAGGACAAAUAUCCCACAAAUACCUCCAGGGAUUAUGUUAUACCUGGACUUAUUCCUGAAAAUGAAGACGAGUCUUAUACAGCUGUGGUCUCCAAUGAUGGUGCCACACAUGAAGACUCAACCCAAGAUCCAUUGUUGCACAGUGUUCAUCCUGGCUGGGGCAAUGAAGACAAGUAUCUCACAGCUAUCUCUAGGGAUGAUGUGCUACCUGGAAUUAUUCCUCCAAGUGAAACUGAACAUAAAAAUAAAUCUUCUCAUACAGCAGUGGUCUCCAAUGAUGGUAUCAAACAUGAAGACUCAACUAAAGAUCCACUGGCACCUGGCAUUCAACCUGGAGGGGAUAAUGAAGACAAAUAUCCCACAAACAAUCCCAUUGAUAAUUUGAUACCUGGAGUUUUUUCUGACAUUGAAAUUGGACAUGGCAGAGGACCAGCUUCUACAGCCACCAGUUCUACACUUAACAAACACGAUGGCAGAAGAGCAAAUCCAUCUGGACAGGUCACAACACCAAAAACAGCUUCACAGCCGAGAUCAGCCCAAAUACCAGAAUGGCUGAUCAUAGUGGCUUCUCUUCUGGCGCUGACAUUGAUUCUGGCAGUCUGCAUUGCUGUCAACAGCCGGAGCAGAUGUGGGCAGAAGAAAAAGCUAGUGAUUAACAAUGGCAAAGGGUCAGUGUCAGACAAGAAGAUGGGUGGACUGAAUGGAGAAGCCAGCAAAUCUCAAGAAAUGGUGCACUUGGUAAAUAAACAACAGCCAGAUAAUCGAACAGGACCCUGUGAUGAAUUCCUGACCACAGAUGAAACGAAAAAUCAACAAGAGGCUAACAUGAAGACUGGGUUGUAAUAGUGUCUCGAUCGAGAGUUGGGGAAAUCAAAAUCACAUGGAACUGGGCCUGGAACUCACAGAUGCAAUGUGCUACUGACGUCUUUUGAGCAUAAUUAAGCAUACAUUUUAUUCUUCUUUUUAAUAUUUUUAAAAAUCAGGUCCAAAUUUAAAAAAUUGACAUUGCUUUCCGAUAUAAGCGCCUGAGACUUGCAUAAAUUUGGCAGUUCCCAUUUCCUAUCUGGAAGACACUUAUAUGUAAGGAGGGAUGUUAGUUGAAAUCAUAUUUUCUCCAGUUGCAGCACCUUCACUAAGUGGAAAUUCAGAAAUAUCUAGUCACUCCAUCUCAAAGGCAUUUAUGAUACUAAAUUUACAUGGUAUGAGCAUAAGUGAGGAAUAAACAUCUAGAGAAAAAUAGAGUUAAAGAAAAAAGGGCUUCUGUAGAGUUUUUAUUACACCAGAGUUUUUUAAAAUCACCUUUCAGCCCUGUGGAGUUUGUCAGGUGCAUUCAGGAUCUACUGGUAUAGGCAAACUGUGACAUUUUAGAGUGAUUACAGCUAGGGGCUACAAUGAGAGAACCCCAAAAGGACAAAACUAUUUAGCUCUAUUUUUUAAAUGCCCAUGCAUAUAUAAUGUCAAUCAUUUUUAUUGGGGUGAGUGGGAAAAGACAUGAAAACUUGAGCUGAUAAGUAAUAAUCUUCUAUUCUUUAUUAUCUUAACAAUCUGUGCAGUUAUCCUUCAGUUUCAAAGCUGUCUGUUGCUGUCCCCCCCCCAUCAAUCAUAUUUUGAGUAUGUUCCCUAGUGAACCUUGUUAGUUAAGUUGACAAAUAAAUGCAGUGACCACAACUCAAACACAUAUUUCAAAAUCUAGCAAUAGGAAAUGAUCAAAUAAGAUGGCAAUAUUUUGUUUCUUGCAGAAUAGGGCUUUAUCUAUCCCUGCUCUCAGAUUUAUCAAAAGAUGUUGAGCUUAGCACAACCUGUUUUUCCCCAUAAUUGUUGCAUGUUACACUAUCUUGCUGAUAUUUUAACAGUCAAAUUAAAAUUAUGUGAUGUUCUCUUUUGGAUUCUACUUCAUCCAUCUUUUUGUUUAAACUCUGCUUAUUAAAAAUGCCAAGAGAAAUAUUGUUCACUUGUUGAAACAAGAAGUUGGAAAACUGCAUAAAGAUCAAAGAAAAUGAAAGAAAACUAUUCCAACAACAUAAAAUAGCUGCAGCUGUAUUGCCACAUGAUUCCCUCCCCUUUACAUUUAUGUAAAGUAUUUGUGUAAACUAAGAUGGCAUCCAGUACCGUACACUGAAUUGAUUGAAUAUAUUAUCAGCAAGAAAUCGAAUUACCAGCAAUAGUCUAGCCAACUUCACUUUAAGGAAAAAUCUAAGUAAAAACAAUUCAUUAUGAAAUUAUAAUCAAUGAGGACCCUAUGAACCAUUGGAUGGGAACUGUUAAAUGUUUAGUCAGUUAAGCAAAAUAGUCCCAUUCACUGACCAUGGAUCCUUAAUGAACUGAGAAGAGCCCACUAAAGUCAUUUAUUUUAAUUUCCUUUUUAAAGAAACUUCAGCAGUUAAAAUUUCAGCUAGAAUUGUCUAAUAUUGUGCUUUAUUCAUACCACUAUGCAUGAAAUUGCUGAGGUUGUGUUUCUCAAUGUAGAUCUUUAGCAGCUCUCCAUAAGUGUUUGUUUAAUAACAUACUGUAACUUGGUAACAUUUCUCAGGCAGAUUGCCAUGGGUGAAAUUCACCCUUGUGCAAGAGGGCCAGCAAAGCAUGACUUAAUUUGACUGCUUAAGUGGCAUAUGUGCUGGCCCACUGAACAGGGAUGUUUCAUAUGUAGAAAGUCACACAUUCGUGGGCUGUAUAUGAUCAUACGCUUUGAAGUCAAUGGAGUUAUACCCGUUUACAUCAUCAGUAAAUAUGGUCCAAUGUCAACAUUCUCAUCCCGUCAUGAACAUACAUAACUCAAUUAUGCUAUGGGAUAUUUGUUUCCUUCAGACAUUUUUCAUUCCUGAAGAAGUUUUUGACAGUGUUUUCCAUCAGCCAUUGUAAAUCAGAAUGGUCUCUUGAAGGAUGCAUUUAAAUAGGCACUGUGCAUAAAAUUUUAUCAAAGCAGAGGGUCAGAACAAGGCCUAUUCACCUCUUGAAUCCUAGCUGAACAUAGGGUCUCUGCAAAGACCUCUUUAAAUACAGGCUUUGGCAUUUUACACAUUCGAAUUCUUACUCUAAUUAGGAAUAUACCUAUUUAGAUUUAAUGGGGAAAUCUGCCAUCUCCUUCCCAGAUUAUUCAAUUUCAGUAUCUAGUAUGGCAAGGACAUCAUGACUUGACUUCUUUGGAGGUUUGUUUUUUUAUUGUUUUGAUAAGGUGGCAUGCAAUCUCUCCUACAGAAGCAGUGCCAUUAUUUUAUAUAUGCAAAAGUGAUUCAUAUUAGAUGUCAUGUGCCACAUGUAUAAUUAAUUUGCAUUAUAGUUUCAAAACUAGAUUGUCAUUUCAUGCGUAUAACAAUUGUUUGUACUGAGGCGGGGUUUUUAUUGUUUGGGGACUUUUUUGUUUAUCACAGAGCACCCUUGAUAUAUUUGUAUAUUUAUUAACAGAUUAAUUAGAAAGAAGAAAGAAUCCUCUCUAAAUUUUAACCAGAAACAUGGAAAAAAAGUAAAUUGAGCUUCCAAAAAUAAAUUUGAUUCUAAAUUAAGGGAAAAGAUAAGACUGGCAUUAUUAUUAGCUAGGGGUUUUUUUUUGUUUUGCUUUGUACCAGUGAGCCACAGGUCUAUUUACAUGGUUGUAAACCUUAGGCUACACCCAGCUGAAACUGCCUGUACUCUUGCAUGCUUUACUAACAUUGUGUGUGGGGUUUCCAAGCAUUCAUUCAUCUGGGAAAAAACUCAGUUUGCCAGUUUGAAAUGGGUGGUUUGGCUUCUCUAGAAAUUGGAGGAUGAGUCCAAUUCUCAUCUCACCUAGAGCUGAAUCCUGUAAGAUGCUGACCUCCCAUUGAAGUCAGUGGCCGUUGAGGGGGCUCAGCACUUAAUGGAAUCAAGCCCUUACAUCUGUGUCACACCAGUGAAAUUCCACUAACUUAGAUCGAUUUGGUGUGUGCCUG